Pelobates fuscus (common spadefoot toad) is the source of this 3000-nucleotide messenger RNA. It is a transcript of the gene ELP2, whose product is annotated as elongator acetyltransferase complex subunit 2. Gene Ontology annotation, biological process: tRNA wobble uridine modification. The transcript has 22 exons. The coding region runs from base 26 to 2524 and encodes 832 amino acids. Gene Ontology annotation, cellular component: elongator holoenzyme complex. Gene Ontology annotation, molecular function: protein binding. NCBI's taxonomy places the organism in Eukaryota, Metazoa, Chordata, Amphibia, Anura, Pelobatidae. The record is from RefSeq and is a predicted model, not a curated record.
GCGCCACGUGAUUCCUGUUUCGAGAAUGACGUUAUUGAGUUCAAACAUGGCUGCUUCCACUGUACAUCUUGCCCAUGCUGCUUUCUCUGUCAACCGCUGUCCGCACUGUGUGAGCUGGGCUCGGAGCGGGCUGUUAGCCUGUGGGACCUGUCACUCCAUAGCACUGUAUGAUCCCCAGGAAAAGUCAGUGAUAACUAUGCUGAAUGGCCACACUGGAAGAGUCAACUGUGUCUUCUGGAUUCAGAAAUAUGAUUGUAGUGAGGAGACAGAGCUUGUUUCAGGAGGAUCUGAUAAGCAAGUGAUCAUAUGGAAUAUUAAAGAAAACCAAUUUGCACACUCUGUGGUUUUGGAAGGUCAUACUGAAGCAGUAGGUGUAGUUCAUGCGGUGUAUACACAGAAUGGAUCUGAUGAUAAUCUUCUUGUAGCCUCCGCUGCCUCUGACUGCACUGUUCGAAUAUGGUCACAGGAGAAGUCAACAACUGAAUGUCUUCAGACCCUGUGCUUUGGAAAUGGUUUUGUUCUGGAUGUCUGCUUAUCGUUUCUACCUGGAAGCAGAGUGCCUAUUUUAGCUUGUGGCGCGGAUGACAGCCGGAUUCAUUUGUAUGUACAACAGAACAAGCAGUUUCAGAAGGUACACGUCCUUCAUGGACAUGAAGAUUGGGUGAGAGGCGUGGAAUGGGCCAUUAGUGAUGGGGACUUGUUCUUAGCAAGCUGUGCCCAAGACUGCAUGAUUCGUAUCUGGAAAAUAGUCACUAAGUCAACUACAGAGCCUCCCAGAAUUAUUGGUGACGAUGAGGAUGGAUCUAUCAAGCUUAAAGAGAGCAUGUUUGCAGUCAUAGAAGAGGGGGUGAACAGUACAUAUGCAGUGACUCUGGAGAGUGUCCUGGCUGGUCACGAAAACGCAGUAUAUGCAGUUCACUGGCAGCCUUCUUUUCUAAAAGAUGGCAGCAUUGUACAGCCAAUGAGUCUGUUAUCCGCAUCCAUGGACAAAACUAUGAUUCUGUGGAGACCAGAUGCGGAGUGUGGAGUCUGGCUUGAACAGGUCCGUGUUGGAGAAGUAGGAGGGAACACACUUGGAUUUUUCGGUUGCCAGUUCAGCCCUGAUAAUUCUAUGAUUCUUGCUCAUGCAUUUCACGGAGCACUACACAUGUGGAAGCAAAACUCCGCUAAACAGGAUGAAUGGAUGCCCGUGGUCGUUAUCUCUGGGCAUUUUAACAGUGUGCAGGGACUGAGAUGGGAUCCCGAUGGAAACUUUGUUAUCACAGUAGGAUCUGAUCAAACAACAAGGCUGUUUGGUCCAUGGAAGAAAAAGGGCCAAUCACAGGUGACAUGGCAUGAAAUUGCAAGACCUCAAAUUCAUGGAUAUGAUAUGCAAUGUAUUGCCAUGAUAGGAAGAUUUCAGUUUGUUUCCGGAGCUGAUGAAAAAGUUCUCAGAGUGUUUGCUGCCCCGAGAAUCUUUAUUGAAAACUUCAGUAAUAUUUCUGGUGUUCCAAUGGAGAAGCUACUUUUCCACGGAGACACCAGCCUUCCAGAAGGAGCUACAGUGCCUGCUUUGGGUUUGUCGAAUAAAGCAAUCUUUCAAGGAGAACUUUCUGCUCAGUCGGUCCAAGUUGAAGAGAAAUUCAGCAGUGCCUCCGAUCAGUACUCUCAGCUUUAUUUUCAGCCGCUUGUCCUGACAGAUCCUCCUACAGAAGAUCAUCUGUUGCAGAAUACACUAUGGCCAGAGGUUCAGAAGCUGUAUGGACAUGGCUAUGAAAUAUUCUCUGUAGCUUGUAACCAAGCACGAACUGUGAUUGCUUCAGCAUGUAAGGCUUCUAAAAGAGAACAUGCGUCAAUUAUUUUGUGGAGUUCCACAAGCUGGAAGCAAAUACAGAGCCUGUUUUUUCACAAUCUUACGGUUACUCAGAUGGCAUUUUCUCCGGAUGACAAAUUCUUAUUAGCAGUUUCCAGAGAUAGAAACUGGUCCCUGUGGAAGAAGCAAGUGGGAAUCCCAGCACAGUCAGCACCAGAUUUUAUAUUGUAUGCGCAUACAGACAAGACAACAGGACAUAACAGAAUUAUUUGGUCUUGUGACUGGACUCCAGACAGCAGAUAUUUCGUCACAGGAAGCAGAGACAAAAAGGUCAUUGUUUGGGGUGAUUGUCAGUCAUCUUGUACUGAUGAAGAGAAUGCAUCUGCGAGUAUAAAACCUUGUUCAAGCCUUCUAGAUGCAGGAGAUUCUGUCACAGCUGUCAGUGUCAGUCGAGUUCUUGCCCACGAUGGAAGUUAUAUUUUGGCUAUUGGAUUAGAAUGUGGGAAGAUUAUUUUGUACAAAUGGAAGUACAACCAAGCCUUAAAUGAUUGGACUAAAUGCUUUGAGAUGGAUCACAGUUAUAGUCACACAUUGGCUGUGAAACAACUUAGCUGGAGAAGUUGCACUGGUCGGGCUGGACAUGAGGAGGACCAAGGAGAAUGGCUGCAACUAGCGAGCUGUGGAGCCGACCAUUGCCUUAAAAUAUUUGAUGUUAACCGGAACGCUUUAUGAUGGCCAACAUAUACACAACUAAAGGGACACCCACAAUCUAAAUUAAAUACAGUUUGUAAACAAUGUAAAAAAAAUGUCUUUCUUGAAGGAAAACUAUUGUCAUUAUUUGCAAAUGCUGGUAUUGUAAUGUUUGAACACAAUAUUAUCAUCACAUAAAGUAAUAUAGAGACAUGAAAAGCAAAGAAAGUGUCAUUUUUAAAUAUCUUGUCUCCAUAACAUUACAUAAAAUUGCAAACUCAAAUAGCAGUUUUUUAGAACCCGCUUAUAGUAUGAUUUUCUAUACCUCGGCAUACAGGUCCACCUUAUUUUUUACACAUUUGUGUUCAUGUAAUAGUGUUGUUUCUUAUAUGAAAAUAAAGAAACCAUGGUCUUUUCUUGGCUUCAAAGAAGCUAGUUUCAUUAUGGCCACACCUGACAUCCUCAUUGGUAUCUUGCAAGAUACAAUUGUGCUAUUUUAUAUAUUAUAUAUCAGUAUG